Petromyzon marinus (sea lamprey) is the source of this 2858-nucleotide messenger RNA. RefSeq names its product G protein subunit alpha o1 (gene GNAO1). Lineage: Eukaryota; Metazoa; Chordata; Hyperoartia; Petromyzontiformes; Petromyzontidae. Gene Ontology annotation, biological process: adenylate cyclase-modulating G protein-coupled receptor signaling pathway; G protein-coupled dopamine receptor signaling pathway. The record is from RefSeq and is a predicted model, not a curated record. Gene Ontology annotation, molecular function: mu-type opioid receptor binding; G-protein beta/gamma-subunit complex binding; GTP binding. Gene Ontology annotation, cellular component: heterotrimeric G-protein complex; cytoplasm.
GCCUGACGUCACGGCUUCGCCAUUUCACAGGGAGAGGAGGCGGCGUGUCUCUCCAUUCUGCCCGUCUUCUGUCGGCUGCCUGCAACGCUAGCGGGCCCUGCCUGCCUCUCUCAACCCCCUCCCCCGCCAGCCUUGCCUGGGAUCCCUACUCUCAUCCGCUCGCGUUUUACAUCUUUCCUUUUUUUUGUAUAUACUUAAUGUUUCAAAUAUUAUUUAAAUAAGACGAAAAAAAACACAUAUAGCACCAACGGAUUUGGAUACGGAGAGAGAGAGAGAAGGGGGCAAUAUACAAAGGAGAAGUGUGCGAGAGAGGCAAAGGGAAGGGGAAAAAUAAGAUAUCCUUUCAUGAUUUAAGAAUUUUAUUUGCAAAAAAAAAAUCGGCCGUGUCGUGCGCUCGCUUUUUUUUUCCGCGUCGAGGCGUCGGUUUGAGAUCUGGCGGCGAAGAUUUCGCAUUCGUCGGAGCGGAGCGUCGGAACGAGAGGAUUUAUAGCGAAUCGCGAAUACAACAGCAGCAGCAGCAUCAGCAGCAGCAUCGGCAGCGCCGUCCGCCAGCAUGGGAUGUACUUUGAGCGCAGAGGAGAGGGCCGCCAUAGAGCGCAGUAAGCAUCUCGAGAAAAUGAUCAAAGAGGAUGGCAUCAGCGCCGCCAAAGACGUCAAGCUGCUUCUGCUCGGUGCUGGAGAAUCUGGAAAAAGCACCAUUGUGAAGCAAAUGAAGAUCAUUCACGAGGAUGGCUUUUCGGGAGAGGACGUGAAGCAGUACAAGCCCGUGGUGUACAGCAACACCAUCCAGUCGCUGGCCGCCAUCGUCCGAGCCAUGGACACCCUUGGCAUCGAGUACGGGGACAAGGAGCGGAGGGCGGACGCCAAGAUGGUGUGCGACGUCGUGAGCCGCAUGGAGGACACGGAGCCAUACUCGCCCGAGCUGCUGGGCGCCAUGAAGCGUCUGUGGAACGACUCGGGCAUGCAGGAGUGCUUUAACCGCGCACGAGAGUACCAGCUCAACGACUCCGCCAAAUACUACCUAGACAGCCUGGACCGUAUCGGGGCGGAGAGCUACCAGCCCACAGAGCAAGACAUCCUGCGGACACGCGUCAAGACCACGGGCAUCGUGGAGACGCACUUCACCUUCAAAAACCUGCACUUCCGGCUUUUUGACGUGGGGGGACAGCGUUCGGAGAGGAAAAAGUGGAUCCACUGCUUUGAGGACGUGACGGCCAUCAUCUUCUGUGUGGCCCUGAGUGGCUACGACCAGGUGCUGCACGAGGACGAGACCACGAAUCGCAUGCAUGAAUCCCUCAUGCUCUUUGAUUCGAUCUGCAACAACAAGUUCUUCAUAGAUACCUCCAUCAUCCUCUUUCUUAACAAGAAGGACCUCUUUGCAGAGAAAAUAAAGAAGUCGGCCCUCGUUAUCUGUUUCCCAGAAUACACAGGUCCAAACACGUUCGAGGAUGCAGCUGCCUACAUCCAGGCCCAGUACGAGAGCAAGAACCGCUCGCCCAACAAGGAGAUCUACUGCCACAUGACGUGCGCCACUGACACCAACAACAUCCAGGUCGUCUUUGACGCCGUCACUGACAUCAUCAUCGCAAACAACCUGCGUGGCUGUGGCCUGUACUAGGCUCUCGCGCCCCCCCCCCCCCCCCCCCCCCCCCAUGUACCGCCCCUUCGUUUUGGUAGAAUUAAUCAGGGAGCCAGAGCCGAUCUCGUCGUAUUCGCCAGAGUCCCGACAGUUGUAUUGCUAAAUCAUUUGCUACACUGUGGACUUACCUAAUGAAGGCCAAUUUUUUAAAAUUGUAGUUUUAUUUUUAAGUUACUCAGAUCUGUGAAUGGAAGUUGUAGCUUGUUUUAUUUGAAUCCACUGACACCGCUCUAUCUCUCAAAAAAAAUACUGUGAAAUUGUGGAAGUAAACUGUAGUUAUUUAAAAAAACGUCAUAUCUCCUUGGCAGUAAACUCCUUUAGGAUGUUGCAGCACCCAAUCAAAAGUUACACUUGUUCGGAUGACGGUUUAUAAUGAAGCUAUUAUCCAAUACGAUUUUAAAACUUCUUAAUGCCAUUUUAAAUCUUGCAAUGUUUUACCACUUGAGUUCCAGUUUCAUUUUCCCGCGCCAAAUAAAAUCGGUAAAAUAACUCAAACUGAAAACAACUUCUUUUCCAAAGUCACGCUUCAAAACAUGCUGAGAUUUCCAAAAAAAGCCUCAACUAUUUCAACAAACAAAAUUGUCGGUUGGUUUCCAAAAAUCUAGGUUGUUGGGCUCAUUCAUUUCGUUGCGUUUUUGCAAAUGAGGCAUUUAACAAAAAAUAAUAAUAAGCACGCAUUUCUGAUAUUCCUAGCAAUUUUUAAGAAAAAAAUGUAUUCCGGUAAUGCUGCCAAAGGUUGACUAAUGCGUGUAAGUCGCCGCUCCUGUAGUUGACACACUGGCUGGGUUUGCAUGUGGCGUAUAUAACAGCAGUGCUCAAAACCCACCCCGUUGCUUUUGUUGCUUCACGCUUUGGCACAGAGGGGUGGCCCCUUUUGGCAGCGACAUCUAAAGUUGGCGAGAUAAAAUAUAUAUAAAAUAACCCCUCUCUCAUUAACUCUUAAAUGAGCACUUUCCUAGAGCGUGCGUCAUCGGUCACAUCAAUUUGCUUUCGUGAGUUCUUCUUUCUUGAUCGGCGCUACCAAAGGGUAGCUGGAUAAUUUGGCUAUAAACUGGCUCACAGAAGGCUCCUCCAAGCCAGAUGGGUGUUGACAAGUGCGCAUAAUUUUUUGAGUGUUCAUGUCCGAGAAUUCUGGUUUCAUCCCACAUUCAAAUCAUCCAGUUAGGAAUCAUUAAACAACAAAUGGUCUCUAUACUCACACAAGGUGCUGCCGGAUAAA